Messenger RNA from Rhodotorula toruloides NP11, 555 nucleotides. RefSeq lists its product as uncharacterized. NCBI's taxonomy places the organism in Eukaryota, Fungi, Basidiomycota, Microbotryomycetes, Sporidiobolales, Sporidiobolaceae. The record is from RefSeq and is a predicted model, not a curated record. The transcript has 2 exons. Bases 1 to 555 code for a protein of 184 amino acids.
AUGGACCCGCUCGAACUUCAUCAGCCGAACUCGACAGCUCCCUCGCUGGCGCCCGCCCAGGUCCCGUACGACCGUCUGCUCGGCACAUGGCGCGUUGUUGCGUCGACCCUGCCUCUCUGGAAGAACAAGCGCGACGUGACGAUUACCUACACGCGGAUAGACGGCGAGGAGGAGACGACGUUCGACGAUCUUGUCAAGUUCAGCAAGCAGAGUGCCAAGAUCGGGUCGAGCCAGUGGGAAGUAAAGGGCGUGGACCGGCGCGGAAAGGGCUGGCUCAAGAUCUCGACUUCGCACUGGCAACUCCUGGGAUACUCGCUCUCUCCUUCCUCUCCUGCCGCAACUUCAGACGCUCCCGAGUGGGUCGUCACCUACUUCUCCUCGACACUCUUCACCCCAGCCGGCCUCGACGUCUACGCAAGAACGCCGACCGCUUUGAGCGACGACUUUGUGGACGACAUCGUGCGAAAGCUCGAGGAGAUGGGCGGCGAGGUGGGCCAGCCGGUGCAGAACGGUGGCAUGUUUCGCAUACCGCAUCUAGAGGGCAACAAGGCGUAA